Messenger RNA from Amborella trichopoda, 2508 nucleotides. RefSeq names its product serine protease SPPA, chloroplastic. NCBI's taxonomy places the organism in Eukaryota, Viridiplantae, Streptophyta, Magnoliopsida, Amborellales, Amborellaceae. Gene Ontology annotation, cellular component: membrane. The record is from RefSeq and is a predicted model, not a curated record. Gene Ontology annotation, molecular function: peptidase activity.
GAAACAAAUAAACUUUCAGAGUGGCUCCGGGAUAAAAAAUCCUAGAUUCCGGCCAAACGGGCGGUCGCUCGCGUGUGAAUUCCUAGACCAUCGGUGUGGCAUCCACGUGUUAUUGCCAUGUGAUCCAAAAAAUGAAUGGCGUGGAGCAACCCAAACCCCUCUCUCUCUCUCGUCUUUGUUACUCUUUCUCUCUCUCUUUCUCUCACUUUAAAGUUUAAACUUACUAUUGCUUGUAUCUCUAUUCUGUCAUUUUCCCUCAUAUCUCUCUGUAACCUCUGAAACACAAGAAAUGCUACGCUCCAGGCGCUCGCCCUAUCAAUUCCAAACCCUAAUUUCAUCCACUCAAUCCACAGCCAUCCACCAUGGCCGAAGACCUCCAUGCCUACUCAAAAUGACCUGGAAUUUCAAGCAAGGAGCUCUUGCUUUCGUAAUUAGACCCUCGUUUCGGAGGAUGCUAUCGACUAGGGCUUCUGUUGACGAGAAGGAAGAGGUCUCUUCUGAUGAAUCUCGGGUUUCACCUUCAGAUGGAAAUGGAAGCGUUAAAGGGGACGAUUAUCCAACGGGUGAGUUCGAGUUUGAGAAGUUCGACGGCUGGAAAAGCUUCACGGUUAAGCUUAGAAUGCUGAUCGCUUGGCCAUGGGAAAGGGUGAAAAAGGGCAGCGUCUUGCACAUGAAGAUUCGUGGCCCGAUCUUUGAUCAGUUGCAAGGAAGCUUCUCUUCCAAGUUAUCUCUCCCUCAAAUAUGUGAAAAUUUUAUAAAAGCAGCUUAUGAUCCUCGUAUUGCUGGUAUAUAUCUUCAAAUUGAGCCCCUCAAUUGUGGAUGGGGGAAAGUUGAAGAAAUUCGAAGACAUAUUGUCAAUUUUAAGAAAUCAGGAAAAUUUAUCAUCGGAUAUGUCCCUAUUUGUAGAGAGAAGGAGUAUUACCUUGCUUGUGCAUGUGGGGAACUUUAUAUUCCUCCGAGUGCUUAUAUAGGUUUAUAUGGUUUGCAGGUUCAGGCAGCAUUUCUUGGUGGAGUCCUUGAGAAAGUGGGAAUUGAGCCACAAAUACAACGUAUUGGAAAAUAUAAAAGUGCCGGUGAUCAACUCACACGCAAGAGCAUGUCAAAAGAAAACUGUGAAAUGCUCACUGCAUUACUUGAUAACAUUUAUGGAAACUGGUUAGACACAAUUUCAUCUACCCAAGGUAAGAAGCAUGAGGACAUCGCAAAACUGCUCGAUGAAGGAAUUUAUCGGGUAGAAAGGCUGAAGGAUGAAGGUUGGAUUACAAACAUCAGUUAUGAUGAUGAGGUGGUUUCAAAGCUAAAAGAGAGAUUGGGCCAAAAUAAAGAGAAAAAUCUUCUCACAGUUGAUUACAGGAAAUACUCGAGAGUCAGAAAAUGGACCCUAGGAUUGACAGGGGGAAAAGACCAAAUUGCUAUAAUAAGAGCUUCUGGAAGCAUUAGCCGUAUUCGUGGCCGAUUCAGUCUUCCUGGGAGCGGUGUCAUUGGUGAGCAGUUCAUUGAGAAGAUCCGUAAUUUACGAGAGUCAAAGAAAUAUAAGGCUGUGAUCUUAAGAAUUGACAGCCCAGGAGGUGAUGCUCUUGCUUCAGAUUUAAUGUGGAGGGAGAUCAGGCUUCUGGCUGAAUCUAAACCUGUGAUUGCUUCCAUGGCUGAUGUAGCUGCCAGUGGAGGUUAUUACAUGGCAAUGGCAGCAGGAGUGAUAGUUGCAGAAAGUCUUACAUUGACGGGUUCAAUCGGAGUUGUUACAGGAAAGUUCAGCUUAAAGAAUUUGUAUGAAAGGAUUGGUUUCAACAAGGAGACAAUUUCAAGAGGCAAAUAUGCCGAGCUUGAUGAUGAACAGCGGCCAUUCAGGCCAGAUGAGGAAGAACUGUUUGCCAAGCUUGCACGGAAUGCGUACAAGCAAUUUAGAGACAAAGCAGCUUUCUCAAGAUCAAUGACUGUGGAUCAGAUGGAAGCGGUAGCACAAGGCAGGGUGUGGACAGGCAAGGAUGCUGCCUCUCGGGGGUUGGUGGAUGCAAUUGGAGGUCUAUCCCGAGCAGUUGCCAUUGCAAAACAGAAGGCCAACAUACCACAAGAUAGCAAGGUCACAUUAGUUGAGGUAACAAAGAACCAACCUUCUUUUGCGGAGGUCGUGGGGGGACUAGGUUCUUCUCUUCUAGGGUUGGAUGGAGCAAUGAGAGACAUAUGGCAUGAAUUUUCAUCUUUCGAAGGCAUUAAAGCCCGAAUGGAUGGCAUCAUUCUUGAGGGGAUUGAGUGCUCUCCUUUUGAGGAUUCCAUUUUAGCCUUGCUUAAAGAUUAUUUGAGCUCUUUCUGAUCCGGGUUUCUUUUGAUCCUCGCAAAAUGGUGAUUUGAUUGUAAUUGGGAUUUUGUGAGGCCUUGCAUGCGAUACUUGAUCAUCAAUUGUAUACGAUCAAGUUUUUGUGUUAUUAAUAGUUGCCAUGAUAACCCGUGUAUAUAAAAUACAGCAAUUGUGUAUGAAAUUUACAAAGUUUGUCAUUUAUGGCCUUUUAA